AUGAAAAAGGAACUGAAAUUUCUCAUAAUAGCAAAUGUCGUGCUACUUUUCUCCAUAAUACACUAUACCUUUGAUUUGUUGACGUUGUGUAUAGACGAUGCCUCCAAAGAUGCGUUAUUAGACGAAGAGCUGAACCCAGUCAAGGACCCUAAUUCAAAGUUCAAUGAAACUCACCCACAACUGAUACCGAAAAUUAUACAUCAAACGUAUAAAACAGAGAACAUCCCUGAACAAUGGGUAAAAGGCAGACAGAAGUGCGUUGACUUGCACCCAGACUACACCUAUAUUCUAUGGACGGAUGAAAUGGCUGAAAAUUUCAUCAAAGAGAAAUACUCAUGGUUUCUCGAUACAUUCAAGGGUUACGAAUACCCAAUCGAGAGAGCAGAUGCAAUACGGUAUUUCGUUCUUUCGCAUUACGGUGGUAUCUACAUUGAUCUGGAUGAUGGUUGCGAAAGAAGAUUAGAUUCUUUGUUGACUGUGCCGGCAUUCCUUAGGAAAACCUCUCCCACGGGUGUGUCUAAUGAUGUGAUGGGGUCUGUACCUAGACACCCAUUUUUCUUAAAAGUCAUCAAAUCUUUAAAGCACUACAACAAAAAUUGGUAUGUUCCGUAUAUGACCAUCAUGGGGUCCACAGGCCCCCUUUUUAUUAGUGUCAUUUGGAAGCAAUAUAAAAGAUGGUCGAACACAGCCGGUGACGAUGCAGUAAGAAUCUUACAACCGGCAGAUUACAAGAUGCACACCAACUCGUUUUUCUCCAUAUCUAAAGGUUCUUCGUGGCAUACGGGUGAUGCUAAUUUCAUGAAAGUUCUAGAAAACCACAUUUUAUCCUGUGUGGUUACAGGAUUUAUAUUUGGUUUUUUCAUAUUAUAUGGUGAAUUUACUUUCUAUAGUUGGUUAUGUUCUGGUCCAUUCAAUAACAAACGUUAUAUCAUUCAGUGGUUGAGUGACAAGUUGAAACUGCUGAGGUCGAAAAUAAUAUCGUCCUCAGAUGAAGAUUUAGAAAAGACACCGGCGCCCCUACGCUACGAAUACAAUUCAAAGGGUAAAAGGUUGAGAAAGGAUUCUAAUAUCCCAUACGACAGCAUUUUCAUUGAUAUAGAGAAAAAUCAUCCCGAAUUUACCGACCUGAGCUGA
Messenger RNA from Saccharomyces eubayanus, 1134 nucleotides. It is a transcript of the gene CSH1, whose product is annotated as mannosylinositol phosphorylceramide synthase catalytic subunit CSH1. Gene Ontology annotation, molecular function: mannosyltransferase activity. Bases 1 to 1134 code for a protein of 377 amino acids. The record is from RefSeq and is a predicted model, not a curated record. Gene Ontology annotation, biological process: mannosyl-inositol phosphorylceramide biosynthetic process. The transcript has a single exon. Lineage: Eukaryota; Fungi; Ascomycota; Saccharomycetes; Saccharomycetales; Saccharomycetaceae.